Messenger RNA from Porites evermanni, 12981 nucleotides. NCBI's taxonomy places the organism in Eukaryota, Metazoa, Cnidaria, Anthozoa, Scleractinia, Poritidae. The record is from the annotation of a GenBank genome assembly.
UUAUUAUUAUUAUUAUUCGGUGCAACAUUCUUUCCCUUUUUGGCGAACUCUUUAGCGUCGUCAUCGUCAUCCUAUAGACGUUCAAGGCCGUCACCAAGAGAUGGAGGAUGGAGUUCGUGGAGUUCGUGGUACUAUGCCUCGUGCUCGAGUGGGUACAAAACUGUGCGACGAGACUGCGACAAUCCUUAUCCUGCCAAUGGCGGCAGCUACUGCUACGGAUCAAGCACAAAAUCAAGAGACUGCAAUGAAUGUAACGAUUAUAACGGAGGAUGCGCUCAUAGUUGCAUAAACACUUAUGGCAGUUACAGAUGUACAUGCUAUUCUGGAUAUAGGCGUAAUCCUUACAACUCGAAAAAGUGUGUCUGUAAGUAUUUGCUUUCUUGUUCAACACUGUACUUACGUAAUCAGUAAUAACGCCUGCAGUUGCGAAAAGUAAGCCUCUUCAUUCCGCGGUUCCAAUAUAUGAAAGUCAUAUAUUCAUCAUUUAAAGUGCUAGUGAAGUGAAUAGCAUAGAUGUCCUUUUAGAAUUCAGAAAAGUUUUUCAACCAUAGAAAAUCACUUUUAAAAAAUAAAAACGUAUAAUAAUCAUCAAGGAAUGUUUCAGAUCGGAGCUCAAAGUGUGCUUCCUAAUUAUAUGCGUCAAUUUCGCGAUUUUUCGAGCCUGUUAAGUUCUCAGCGGUGGACAACACUGUCUUGUAACGUCACAUAAUUGUCAACAAAAUAGGAUCAAUAUAUAUGAUUCAUGAUUAAAUUCAUAAGCAAUCUAGAGUCUUCCUAGAAAAAUAAACAAGUGUAUUCCACAAUGGACGGCGUUCAUCUGUGCCGUUUGUUGUUUUCCGCCUUCAUUCGUCUUAGCAAACUUAAGUUGAAUGGCACUCUUCUUGUCUAUAUUUUUUGUUUUGUUUUUAAGCGGACGGCAAUUAAUUUGAAGGGUGCCUCCAUAUGUGCAAAGCGUCACGCUUAGCUCAAACCCGGACAGAAGACAUGGUAGUAAUGAUGUGAUUCUUAUGAUUCUAUAAUGAAACUACAAAAAACAAUGUUUAUCUUCACAGCAAUCACAUGCGCCACAAGCAAUUGGCCGCCUCCUAGCCAAGGAAAGUUAUCACCUCAUUGUAGCAACCAAUCACACGUGAAUUAUGGGACGACUUGCACAGUUACAUGCGAUCGCGGUUAUAAAAUUGAUGGUAGUUCCUCAUCUCGUUGUACAAGUGAUGGCAGCUGGUACCCAAGAAAAUCUCCGAACUGCCGAGGUAAAAAAAAACUCAGUCCUUAGCAAGAUCUUUGGAUUAAUUCCUUAAUUUAAUUUAAACGGAAGUUUGCCAAAAAAAAAGAAAACAAUAUUAAUCUACUAUCUGGCAAUCUUAACCGACUCUAACUGACCAAACAACUAAAAGCAAGUAAAGGAAGAAAGGAGUUGAUAUCUUUAAUAAUAAAAAACUGAGAAAAGUUGUCGACCAGUUUAUGAUUUUAAGGUAUUUAUUUCUCUUGUCCUUUCAGUAAAAGAAUGCAAACCACUUUAUCCACCCAAGAAUGGUGACAUAAUUCCGAGUAUUUGCAAAACAAAGCCUUUACAUGGUCAAAGAUGUUUUUACAAGUGCGGCAAAGGGUACAAAGUGCUUGGACCAUUUUCCACAAUGUGUGACAAUGGAAAUUGGACAGAAGGUGGUUUUACCUGUAGAGGUAAAUAUAGGAUUUGUUGCAUUGCUAGCAAAUGUGCAAUAUAGUUAUUGUUACCUUUAAUUUCAAGUAGAAUAAUUAACACCACUCUAAUUAAAUCAAGGUGAAUGAAGCCCUUAAGACUUAUUCGAUCCCUCUUUUGUCGCGGAUUUGUUAUUUCUAUAUUUUUGUUAUUUCUAUAUAAUAAUUAUAAUAAUUUAAUCCUGGCCAUUUACUUACUUUCUUAUGUGUACUGUGCCAAUGAAUUACAUGCCGGCUAAGUCAGAUUGGUCUAUAUUCAAUGUUAAAACUACUUAAUUUCGCGGCAUGCGCUUAUUUAAGGAUUAAAAACUUCUGAUGGUUAAAUCCAUCCCUGUUUUUAUUCUACAGACGUCGAACCACCUAGAUUCUUAAACUGUCCACCAAGGCAAACCGUCUAUGCCCAGAAAGGUAAAACCACAGUGACAGUGUCCUGGGCACUAGUGAAAGCGACAGACAAUGACAUGUUUCCUAUCACACCGCAACCGCGACCCAAUGUUAAGUCUACUCACGAGUUCGCUGAGGGAAGUCACACUGUAAUAUACACUGCCAUGGACCAGUCACGGAAUAAGGCAUUCUGCUAUUUCAGGGUCAACGUUCGAGGUAAAAAAUGUUGCAAUAUUAUUUCUAGGAAACUAUGUAACAAUGCCAUUUACCACUGAAAAUGUACAUACUUUCCAGUUGAGCCGCUCAGUAAACCACAAUUUUGCAGACACAAACUUUGCUCCCUGGAGCCAAGAAAAGCUAAAAAAUGUCGCAUAAAAAAGUUAAAAACAAACAAACAGAGCGAACAAAAAAUUCUGUGCUUUCUGACGCAAAUUUCACCCAGUUUGUUUUCGCGUAAUCUCUAUUUUCUAUUUUCUGUUUCUAAAAUGAGUAACAUGGCAGUAAUUCACUGAUGAUGCUAAUAACGCCCCUUAAUAAAUAAACCAGGCUACUUUUGGUCCCUUUACUUCAUGAAACAAUCAGUAGCAGUAGGAAAAACAGGGGAAAGAAGUGCUUUGAACAUAGCCUGUGUACAGACGCCCUCGAAACAAAUUCAAGCCGGGAAGGGAACAUUUGUGUACAGGCUACUUUGAACACAAAGGAUAGUAAAGCCUGGUUUUCCUUUAAAAGCCUUGCAUCUAAGGCUUUUUGGUUUAAAAAAAUUCCAUUUGUUAAUAGCGGAGCCCCACGUGCGCGUUCGCUCGCAUAAGCGGAGCCCCAUACCCCAGAAAUAUUGGUAAUCACGUGACUGUACGUCCACCCGACCGUCCGCACCAAGGGCAACCAACGGUAAAUGUCAAACUUUCUAGCUAGUGUGGGAGCCUGCAACCUGACAUUACACAUCUAUGUUGUGGUCAGUUUUUUGAAGUUCUCCGCUGACACGUUACUUGCUUUCGAUUGAUCGCAGGCGUACCUUCAAGUGGAUGUUUUCUUUAUUUACGGGAGCUGAGUCUAAAUAUAAGGAUUCAAGUCGAAAAUAAGUUUUCUUUUUCAGUUCUGCGAUGCCCUGUGUUAACGCCACCUGCAAAUGGAUAUUUUGUGACUGGCAGAUGUGCAAAUGUGUAUGGAGGCCUUUGCCGCUGGCAGUGUAAUAAAGGAUAUAAACAGAAAGGAUCGGGAGUUAAAUACUGUGAAAAGAUUCCUGGCAGAAAUCUAGUUCGCUGGUCCGGAGGUCUUGCUUUGUGUGAGGGUAAGAUAUCGUUACUUUCAGAAAACUUGAGCAACUAAAAUAAUUCAGAAAUGUUUAUUGUGCAUUGAAUAAUCAUAAUUAAUGUCAGAUCACGAAGCAAACCCACCUUUUUGAAAACACAAACUAGUUGAGGUAACCGUUGCUGUUUGCGGUUUGGUUUUCUCACGUAUCAUUAGCUUUUUUCUUGUUAUACUACUACAUGAGAAAUUUCUGCAAUUUGAUUGGCUUAGAACAGUGGUAUUUCAUCUUAAUUUGAAAUACUUACAUGUGAAAAUUACAAACCUUUUCCGGGUAGUAGUAUAAACAAAUAAUAGCAUGAUUUGUACUUGAUAUUUGGCAUAAAUACCACUCGUGAUAUUUCAAAAUUGUCUCAAAUUUCACUCGCCUAACGGCUCGUGAAAUUACGUAUAACAAUUUUGAAAUAUCACUCGUAGUAUUUAUGCCAAAUAUCACUACUAAUCAUGCUAUUACCUAUACAAACACAACAAACACGCCAUAUUUUGGGUGUUUACGGUUCUUAUAUAACUUUAAUUUCACGUUCAAAACAGCCCUUGGAAUCGAUAUUAUAUCUCAAAUAUUGCUACCCUGUGAUAAUACAUUUGUUACUAUCGUUUGGUAAUUUUUUCCUUCCUCCCUCUUUAAUUUUUUUUUUUUUUGGGGGGGGGAGGGGAGGCGCAAGAGGCUGAGUGGUCGGAGCUCAGAUCAGUAGCUGGAUUUGUUUCUCAGCCGUCCCUGAUUCAAGCUAAGUGCACUUGCACUAUAAAGCAAACCCUAACCUUUACCUUAUUCUACGUUGGAUAUCUUCUCUCUGUCUGUCCUGAGUAUUAGACAGGGGACCGUUGUUGGUACUUUAUCCAAGUCACAUGACGAAAUCUAGCGCAAUACAAAUUAAGGUAAUACAUAUGUCUUUGUGUUAUGUUAUAGCUGUGAAGUGCCCACCACUCCAUACACCAGUUAACUCAUAUUCAAGGUUUGGUGUAAGGUGUAAAAGGCGUAGUUACAGCACCUCCUGCUCCUUCAGCUGCAAACGGGGAUACCAAAUGGCGGGCGGAUCGACAGAAAGAACUUGUCAGGAAAAUCAGAAGUGGUCUGGUACAGAUCUUCAGUGUCAAGGUAUUAUUUAGUGAUAGAGAUGUUGCCUCCGCGCCUUUUCGGAUCGCAUUCCUCUUUGACCAGUGUUAAACUUGGAAACGGGUGCCGGUUGGGACGAAAGUUAUGUUCUUCAUUCCAGGCCACAAGUCAUUCUUUGGUGAUUGAUAAAAUAUUGCCUAGUCCCUAGGCCUCAUUAUUAUGCGAGGCCGAUGCGUUUCGGGUCACGUGGUCCGAGAAAGUUUUUGAGGCCUAGACAAACUCGGAGAAGUGAGACAUUUUUGUCUCACUUGGGGCGGAGCUUUUGGAAGCGGGCGAGCUGUCAAUAACUUUUCCGCGCUGAUGAAAGAUGUCCAGCAGCCAUGGAGAGUACAGAGGAACGAUCAUUUUUAUUCUAUGCACGUUUUCAUUGUUGAAAGUCGUUUAAUUUAGCCUUUCUUUUUCAUUUAUCUCAUUAAACUAAUUUGAACUUUACUUCAACUCAAAAACUAUUUGUGGGCUAAGCAAAACAGCGUCGCAAAAAAAUUAUUUGAUCAACAAUCGGAAGGUAAGCUAAAGAAAUAGGUUUAUAUUUAUUCUUGGAUAUGACAAGCUAUCUUUCGUUUCUCUAUUUUUGCUUGCUGCUAUAAAUUUCUCGUUAUCAUUUCACUUCGAAAUACUUCAUGUAAUUUGGAAGCUUAUCAAACUAAUCGGACAGGCUGUUGAAUUUGGUCUCUAAAUUUGGUAGAAUGUCAACAAACUGCUGUUUCAAAUCUUUUUAUCAAUAAAGACUAUCAUUUUAAUUGUUCAUUUGAAGGUGGACUAAAAGAGAAAUUACUUGCACGUUAUACAGUAGUAUUCUUUCCGAUUCAAAGUAAUAUUUUUGUUCUUAUAUAACACGAACUAGGUUAGUUACUUUUGUAAUAGUGUCAAUAGUGCCGAUCUUCAGUGAAGGAUAUUCACGCGCAAAGUUAUUUAUGGUUUAUUUCAGUUGACCGUGUGAACUUUUCAAAAAUGCUCACGCAUGCGCACUCCGAGAUUGUCUAGGCGUCUCCCGGCCGUUCAUUUCGGAUACGUCACCGAAAUGCAUUGACCGAGAGGGCCUGAAAAGACGCCGUACAGGGACUAGGCAAAAUAAAAUAUACACUUCUAGUUCUCUACCUAUUUUUACUUAUCACCUAUUGACGAGUUCAACGGUCAAGGCUACGCAGUAACAAUGAAACUUAGGUACAUGCACACGGCCACUUUCAUAGGAUACGAAAACUUUGUUACGUUUUAAAAUAACGUUCUGAUAACUGAUCAUGAGUAGCUAGAGUGGUUUUCGUUUGAGUGUCGUAAAACCAAAACCAAAGUAAUUACUCUGGCCAAUCACAUAGGACACAGACAAUACACUGAACCAAUCAAAACUCGAAGUAAUUACAUGUGGCUGACGCAAAGCGCGGGAAAAUGCAUGCGAGCGCGUCACAAUUGGCUUUGGUUUUACUUCUGAUUGGAGGAAAAGGUGGCGCGAAUCUUUUAAGCCAAUCGCAUCGUGUAGAAAGUGCAAAACCAAUUACUUUUCGACACUCAAAUGAAAACCGCUCUAUCAGUUACCCAAACGCAUUUCGGUUAAAGCGGCAGAUAUACCUUUGCUUUUUGCUUUGCUCGCCGUACCACAUUCUGAACCCACAACAGGUUAGCCUAAAAGCUUUUGAGAGUAUUUUAGCCAUCGUUUUUACUGUUAUUUCAAAAUAUCAAAUCAUCCAUGCUUACUAAUCGAAGCUUUCUAUCUUUCCCUCUUGCGGUUGACCUAUAGCUGUGACGUGUCCUAUCAUCGCUAUAAAAUCAGAGGGACUUGUAAUCAGCCCACCUAUUUGCACCAAACCAAGCGCUACCCUUAAAUACGGAACAAAGUGCCGAUUCACCUGCAAGAAUGGUUACCAACUCCAGGGACCCGAAGUUAAGACUUGUAAUCACUGGAAUAUAUACUGGUACUGGUAUACCGCUAUAAACCAUAACCGGAACAGCAAGAGCGGGUACUGGUCUCCAUCGAGAAAUCCAUCGUGUAAAGGUGUGUUUUACACGGUUUGGCCUCCUUACUAGCUAAAACAGUUAAAGCUGUGAAAAUGCUACGUAUUAAAGAUUGUGUAACUGACGUCUUGGUCCGGCACUAUUAAACCACACAUAAAUAUUAUAAUUGUGUUUUCCGUAGAAUAGCUUAGCUGUCAAGUUAAUAAGAUCAACCGUUUCUUGAGGCAGGCAUUCACUUUGGUAGCUUAAUAAGAGUUUGUUCUUGCAUUGGUCUUUAACACUUACGCCCUUUCCAUAAGAUUGUGUUUUUUGUCGGGUGCUACCCUCUCCUAUUUAGUUGAUGUAUUGAAAAUCCGUAUGUGGAUAAGAAUUCUAUUAAAGAAAUCAUUCACUUUUCUUGUUUAUUUAAUCUUAUAUUUUAAGACGUCUCAAAGCCGACCUUCAUCAACUGUCCUUCUGAUAUCAUUGCAACCGCUGACCGGAGCAGGACCUCGACAACAGUCACGUGGACACCACCAACGGCUACCGACAAUUCUGGCGCCAUUUCGAAAAUAACUCGCCCCGGAAAACAGCCUGGCCAGAAAUUUCCAGCUGGUGAACACAGUAUCCGUUACCUGGCCUCUGAUAACACAGGAAACGUUGGCGGAUGCAAUUUUAAGAUAACAGUUUCAGGUACCGAUCAAUAUUGCCGAAAGGUAAUACCUAGAGGAAUAAAAGCAAUCUAGAGAGCAAAUUUACAACAAUUUUUUUGUUUCUUUUUUUUUUGUAAGGGCCUAUUGUCAGUUUCCAGGCCGUGGCAAGGGCUAAUUCACACGCUAAAAUCUUUUACCGCGACUUGUGACCACAAACAAAAAAAUCUGUUGCACUGCAACAGUUUAAAAGUAGGGCCGAUUCUAGGUCGAUUUUUAUCUUGGCGUUUCUCCGCCCAGACCCCGGGAAGUUCGAGUACGGAUAAAUCAACAAUUGCAAGGCUAACAGAUUGCGAAAAAAAAUCGACCCCCCCUCCCAUAGACCGGCCUUCAGGUUUCCCUCCUGGGUCGAACACUUUCUCUACAGGGUAUAUUCAUUCGACGUCGGUGUCAGGUAAAUCCAUGUGUCAGUAUAGGUAAUUACUUUCACAUGCGUAAAAAAUUUCACAGCUGAGCCUGUUCCUUUUCGUAACUCCGGCCAAACCUUUAAUGUUUGCGACCAUCAUUAUUUUUAGUCAUAUAAUGGCUUAAAUACAGGCGUUUAGUAUUUGAUCGUAAAACUCCCUGAAGAAGUCUACGUUAGUUAGACGAAACGGGUAGGAGAAUAAACAAGUUUUAAAGCUACUGCUCACUAGUUUAGUUUUAAAAAUUUUAAAAAUUAAAAAAAAGUUUAAAUUAAAAAUUUUAAAAUUUUAAAAAUUAAAAACUAAAAUUCAUCCGAACAACUCAAGCGAAGCCAUUUUGAGUACUUCUUAAUUAAGGUAAAUCUUAUCACUUAAAAUUGCAUUAAUUAGUUGACAAAGGUGCGCGGCUUCAAUUUUGUCAAUAGAUCAAGAUUUUCUUGUGAUAAUAAUACAGCUAUUUCGAGAAAAGUUGUCCGAAAAAAUGUGGACGCGACAACCCCGAAAGGUAAUAUGGGAUAUGAUCAAUACACUGUUCCUGACACUGUAGCUGUCGAACCUACUUUUAUUGCUUUCCUUUAGCACUCGCAAACAUACGUCCAUGGCCUCUCAUGCGAUUCUUUCAAAUUUCUUUGAAGAAGAGUGAACUCAAAACCACCCACAAUACCUUUCGGGAUUGUCGCGUGCACUUUUUCCGACAACCUUUCUCAGAAUGGCUGUAUACGUUUAUUCGUAAGUGUCGCAAGUCUCCUUUGAAUAAAAUCAUGCAUAGUAUAUAUGCGGUUGUUUAAUUUGCUACUUUUAUCUAAGUGUGCUUUCCAUUGGUUCUUUACUAGUGGUCCGAUGUUUGCCCAAGCUAUAUACUCCAGCCGGAGGCUCCAAGCAAUGUACCGAGGACAACAUAUAUGGCUCAAAGUGUUCCUUCACAUGCCAUCGUGGCUACAAAAUGGUGGGCCCUGCCAAAAGGGUAUGCGAAAAGAGUCAGAUGGGUCCAACGGGUUACUGGACAGGGCAAGAAACAAAAUGCGAAUGUAAGUUAUGCCUUAAGACGGUUAAGUGUAAUGCUAUCGGGAUAUGAUAGCUCUCUCCUCCGCGGAGAUUCCCCCUGGGAUUCCUGCAAUGAAAAUUUACAAAAAGAGGAAGUGCGCGGGCGACGAUGGGAAGAAAGAAAAGGCCCGCACGCCCUUUUUCCCCCUCUCCCAGUGAGCUUCCCUGGCCUGUGGCAUAAGGAGGCAUAUGUGGAUCGAGAGGUAUGGUGGCGACAUUAUCAUUAUCGGCAGUGAGAUAUCUGACUUGUACCAGUAUUUGAAAGUUUAAAACAAACGUUUUGUUGUUGUUUCUUCGAUUCCUGUUUUUGUCCAGUGAUCAGAUGCCCUCGUCUGUCACCCUCUCCUCACAGCGUCCAGACAGGCUGCCGACAUGGUGCAACCGAUAACGUAUUUGGUGACAAGUGCCUUUUUUCCUGUGAAAUUGGUCAUCACCACACAGGCGGAUCAACUCAAAGAGUCUGUCAGGCAAAUGGUACAUGGUCUGGAAAAGCAAUUCUUUGCCAAGGUAAACGAAAAUAUCAAAACGACACUAUAAUAUAGUACAUGUUUUCGGUCCCUACUUUGUAAAACCACUUUCUUACACCUCACAAGUUUAAUUGGUUUUGUAUUUGCAAUUUCUCCUCGAAGCUGUCCGUUGUGAUCCAUUGCAAGAUCCAAAAGAUGGGAGUGUGUCACCAGAGUCAUGCCAAAGUUCACCAGAAUACGGCACCACGUGCCGUUUUUCUUGUCGAAAAGGUUUUAGGUUACAAGGAAAACCAGCAAUGUUGUGUGUCAGUGACGGACAGUGGUCGGAGAAUACCACGGUAUCCUGUAAAGGUCAGUACUACGGUGGAUGGGCGGGCGCAAUAAAUUUUCAGUCCAAGGAGGUAGCAAGAGGUAAGAAGGUACCAUGCAAGGACCCUACAAGAAACUUGGAGCUAAAUUGGUCUAAUUUGAAUUUUUUCAACCAGUUCCCCUUCAAAGAAGUUUGUCAUUCUUCCAAUCAGCCUUAAGUUUGAAACAUCUCUGGUUAGUUUCCUGACACCAUUGCUCUCUCUCCUCAGAUGUGGAGAGCCCUUCAUUUGGCCUCACUUGUCCCGGUGAUAUAAAACGAUUUGCAGAAAGAGCAAAAAACUACACGUCUAUAACCUGGUCUGAGGUUGAAGCAACUGACAACUCAGGUGUGACACCGACUGUGACAGUGACUGGUGUAAGAAGAAUGUACUACGUAGGCAAGCAUCUGAUCGUGUACAAAGCUCGUGAUGAAGCGAGAAAUUUUAAACUCUGCCAAUUCCAUGUUACGAUCGAGGGUAAGAGCAAAGUAAUUAAUUUGGUUUCCAGUGCAGUAUAUACAGUUUAUUUUGAAAGUAAAAUAGAAUUAAUUCAGUUUAAUUAUAACAUAACCAAAGUAAAUCUCAUGCUGAGAAUAACUCAUUUACUAUUAGCCCAUGUGUAAAUUAUUGUUAAAUAAAGCUAGCGCGUGCUAAGAGCAGUACUCAUCAAUUUCUAAGUGAGUAUAUUUUGCCUUCAGUUUACCUCAUGCUUUGCAAAGGUUUUAAUCUUUAUACUACUACAUGAGAAAUUUCUGCAAUUUGAUUGGCUUAGAGUAAUGGUAUUUCAGCUUAAUUCGAAAUCCCUACAUGUGAAAAUUACAAACCGUUUGUGGGUAGUAGUAUAAACAAAUAAUAGCCUGAUUUGUACGUGAUAUUUGACAAAUACCACUUGUGAUAUUUCAAAAUUGUCUCACAUUUCACUCGCCAAACGGCUCGUGAAAUUACGUACAACAAUUUCGAAAUAUCACUCGUGGUUUUUUUUCCAAAUAUCACUACAAAUCAUGCUAUUACCUAUACUAAUACUCAAGGAGCGUAAACACCCGACUGUUGGGUUUGAUUUCCACUGUCGCGUAAUUUUCCGGGCGAAUGCUCGCAAAAUUUACGUGCGUAAAUGAAAUAGAGGCAAUGUAUAUAAAGGUCACACGUAAAUGUGAAAGUUGAGCGAGGUUCAACUUUUACGUUUACGCGUGACCUUUCAUACAUUGUCUCUAUUUUAAGCGAGUAAAAUUUAUGUGCGUGCGCGCGUAAAAAUUACGCGACCGUGGAUUUUCACCUUUACGCUUCUUCGUGUCAGGAACCUCUCGCGUGCAACCAUAACUCAAAAAAAAAAAAAAACGGGUUGAUCCGUCGAACAAAAGUCAAGGAGUAAGGUGAUUUUAAUGGUCUGCAGUCAGUCCAAUCAAAGAUGCCCAUAAAGUAAGUCCUACGGUACUGUUCAUAUUUACCACUUCCUUCCUUCAAUUAGUUAAGCCCUUUUUUCUUUUUCCUCCGGUCUUUUUUUUAUAGUUUUACAAUGUCCAGCUCUCCUACUUCCAUCAAAAGGAUCAUCUGUGGUUGGCAAAUGUGACACGUCAUAUGGAUCAACAUGUAGGAUAAGGUGUCCUGAAGGAUACGACUUACUUGGCCCGAGGAAAAUCACUUGUGAAGCAAAACCAGGCGACACAAAGGGCUACUGGGACAAGCCACCUCCAGUCUGCAAAGGUGAUUAAUUUACUUAACAGUACCAAUUUGUUUUCCUUUUUUCUAUCAUGUACAGCAGUGAAAGCUGCAAUUGGAAACAUAAUAAAGUGAAAUUGGUCGAUAUGAUAGAGGGUCGAGAGAGGCUAGCUGAAGCCGAGUGAGGUUCAUCAUCAUCAUCAUCAUCAUCAACGUCAUAAUCAUUAUCAUCAUCAUCAUCAUCAUUAUUAUUGUUAUGGGGGUAAUAAACGUCAAAAUGCUUGAUUAAUUCGCCUGCGUAGAUUAUGUAUGAUUCCAUCUCAUUUCUGAUGUUGAUGAUGAAUAUUAUUUACUGUUUCAGUGCGAACGUGUUCGCCACUCAAGGUUCCAAAGUUUGGUUCAAUUCACCCUUCUCUAUGCAAAUCACUUCCAACCAGCGGAACUACCUGUUAUUUUGAGUGCAACCAUGGUGGAUUUCUCGCUGAUGGUAGCGUAAAAACUGCAUUUUGUGGAACUGAUGGAAAUUGGAACAUGAAUGAAACUUCAAUUUUAAAGUGCAGAGGUAAGCCAUAUAUUUUUUGUUUUUUCUGUUUCUGUCAGUUUUCAACAAAAAGAACUUGCAUGGUAUUACGUUGGUUAUCUCUAAUAAGUAGUUUUUCUAUCUCUUGCCGGUAACUCAGUUUGCUUAAUUUAGUGUAUUAAACGACUUGCAAAAAAUAUGAUUAUCCUGGAAGCUACAACUGAUGUCUGGUGGAAAUAAUUACGCACAUAAAAAUGAAAUCCUAUUUUUUUAAGUAUUUAAAGUAUUUUCCUUUAGUAUUUCUUGGUAUUUAAAUCCUCUUCAAGGCUAAUAACUGUCUGUAGCCCAUAGACCCAAUGCAAAAAUGGCCGGUCUAGUAGUUUCAUAUUCCUUUGUUCAUAAUUCUGAUAAUUAUUCAAACCAGCCUUUCUAGCUUCGUUCUGUAAAACUACAAAAUUCAAAAGAAUACCUUAUCUCAAGUCACUGAGUCAGGGUAAUUUUAAUUUAAAUAAAAGAAUAUUAAUCCAGCAGCCAUUUUUGCAUUGAGUCCAUAAUUAUAAUGAUACUUCUUGCAGACGCAACUCCACCAACAUUAAGUUGCCCCUCUGACAUACGUGCAGAUUUAAGGGCAAACGCAUCAGCAUCUGUGCACUGGAAGAUUCCUGCUGCUUAUGAUAAUAGUAACGAGCCUGUGCAGAUCACAGUGUCACCACCUGGGAUCAAGCCACCUUUAACCUUUUACAAAACAACUGUCAUUACAUACACUGCGACGGAUGCGAAUGGAAACAGGAAAGAAUGCUCUUUUAAAGUUAUGUUAGAAGGUCAGUAAAUUCGCCCAGUUUGUCCAGUUAUACUCGCGCCCAAAAUCCAAGGUCAGGUCAGGUCAGAAAACACAAAAGAAAACUGAAUGUUCUCUAUAACUGUUGCCUGUUCUUGUCUUGUUAAGUUGACGUUUCUUCUCCGGGUCUCGGUGGAGGGGCCCUUUCCUAUAGGCUGCCACUGGCAAUAAAACGUUUUAGUUACUAACACUCACUGACAGCUUCAGUGAGCCAUUUUAAGGCUGUCUGCAAUCUUUCUAAACAAAUUCAUAUUACACUGAUUAUUUCUAUCUUAAUUUUACCUACCUUAAUUAUAUGAACCUUGUAUUCACAGAUAAUUCAGGUCCAGAGGUUGUAUAUUGUCCACCAGACCAGAAUAUUACCCCAACACAGAUGUUGACAAAUGUAACAUGGAAAACUCCACAGUUUAAGGACAACAGUAACGGAAAUUUAACGAUUCUUAACAGUCGAGAAAGCGGGAGCCCGUUUCCCUGGGGAACGACUAUAGUGUACUACAGAGCCUUUGACAACAAUCCAAACAACAGACCUGCUGUUUGUCAGUUCACAAUCAGGCUUAAACGUAAGUAG